Cladocopium goreaui is the source of this 624-nucleotide messenger RNA. Lineage: Eukaryota; Dinophyceae; Suessiales; Symbiodiniaceae. The record is from the annotation of a GenBank genome assembly.
CUCAGCUUUGCAACCUGGCUUUGACUCUGACACCACGCCAGCCAUGGCAUCUCAGAUGGCCAAGAAGAUGAUGGAAAGAAGGGAAAAGUUGGCCUUCGGAUCCCUCGAUGCCGUCUCCAAGCCGAUGCCCAACGCCGCGAACUACGCGGCGGACGUUUCAAACACGGCCACAAAAAGACCCAAGUGUGACACCAAAACCAAUGCAGGCAAUGCGGGCAAUGCAGGCAAUGAAGACAGUGCAGAAUCCAUAGACAAUCAGAGCUUGGUGCUCAGCCCAGUUGGACCAGUUCCAAAGAUCUUGGGGCCUCACAAUAAACAGGAUAUACAAAAGUUUGACAUCUACACCCCUCGCAUCGAAGGGAUAGAAAUCUCUACUCCACGUGAAGACGGGGAGAUGCCAAGGCGAAGGACUUGCCCUCGCACCGGAAGGACAAGUCAGGCCCGUGGAGCACAAUGCGUGCGCCGAGCUGCAAUGCGUUGUGACAGCAUUUUUGAUGGGAUGAUGAUUCUGUCAUCGAAUGGCAUUUUCAAGCCACAAUUCCUGUUCCCACGUGUCUCUUUCCUCUCUUACUUGCCGAAAUAAUGUUCGGCCGAGCCCAUCCGUUUUGCAGCUUGAGAUCCAAU